CCUCACGUCCCUGCGGAUCGUUGGCAAGGGCGUGGAGGAGGUCGACGAUGGUCUGUUGAAGUUAGAGCAGCUGGAGGAGCUCAUCCUCAGCACCAACCGGAUCAGCAGGAUAACCUCAGCCAACCUGCCCCGGACACUGAGGGUCCUGGAGCUCUGCUGCAAUGCUGUAGCUGAUCUGCAGGACCUGUGUGCUCAGCCUCCUCCAGAACUGCAGCACCUGGGGCUGGGAUACAACAGGCUGUGCAGCCCUUUGCAGGACAAGUACCUCACUGCAGACUUCUGGCCAAAUCUUGUCUCCCUUGAUCUGAGCUUUAACAGCUUCACGGAUCUGCUGGAGCUGGUCUGCCAGCUGUCCAGUCUGCAGAAGCUCCGGAUCCUGCUGCUCCAAGGGAACCCUCUGGCUCUCAUUCCCACUUACAGAGGCUUCCUCGUGGACAGCCUGCCCAAGCUCUCCAUCCUUGAUGACAUCCACAUAGGGCCUGGUGAGAGGCACCAGUUCCAUGGUGUGGCAAGGCAGCCAGAGCUGGCCAGGAGCGAAGCACGAGUGGUUGUGAGUGUUGGGGAAGUCAAGGGAGUCCCUGAUCCCAGCGCUCAGCAGCUGGAGGCUGGCUCUGAGGCUCCGGUGGUCACCUACAGCUACUGUGUGACAUACGAGUUUGUGGGGGGAGAGGAGAUCCCGGAUGGCAGCAGCAGCACCGAGGUAGCAAAAAUCCAUCAGAGUCCCACAGUGGCCACUCUGGAUGUGAACAGCUCUGUGGAAGACACUGGAGAAGCCAAGAGCCAGCAGGAGCCUGCAGCCAUGGAUGAGCCCAAGGCCUACCCAGCAAAGGUGUUUGUCACCCCUGGAAAGCCCUGGGAAGACACCAUCGACUGUGGCUACAGGAAGGAGCACACUGCCAAGGACUUAGUGGGGCUGAAGUCCUACCUGGCAGCUGGAACAAUUGUCUCUGUUGUGGAGGAGAAGGUGCUCUCAUGGCCUCUUCAUACUGACUCACAAGAAAAUGCAGGCACGAAGGGGAAGGCAGGACGAGGGCUGCAGAAGGAUGGUGCCAAGGGUCCUGCGACGAGGGACAAGCACGAAAAGAAGAAGAAGAAGCCAUGUGAAUUCCGGAGCGACCCUCCCAUUUGGAGGACCCUGGGCACCAGGAGGGUGGCCCUGGAGGCCCUGCUGGCCACCCAGGACCUGGUGGCAACUGUGUGUGACUUUGGGAUCCUGAUCACUGAGCAACCGCUGCAGCCAGCAGGUCUGGAGGAGAAGGACAGGGGAAAAGGCAAAGAGAAGAGCAAACAUCCAAAGGCAGAGAGAGAAAUUCAGGCCAGCCAGAAAACCACGGCGUCUGGCAGAGUGCAGAGCCCACCGCCUGCUCAGCCAGCGGCAUUGCUUAAGCUGCAGGAGGCAAACCUCACCCUGCCUCUUCCGGUGCCGCUGACGGUUCAGUUCCAGAUGCAGCUGCUUCGGUGGCCCGGGGCAGGCGGUACCCAGAGCCAGGAGGGCGUGGGGGACACCCCGUGA
Molecule: messenger RNA, 1513 nt
Organism: Merops nubicus (carmine bee-eater)
Lineage: Eukaryota; Metazoa; Chordata; Aves; Coraciiformes; Meropidae
Gene: LRRC43
Product: leucine rich repeat containing 43
Exons: 12
Molecular function (GO): protein binding
Source: RefSeq, a predicted model, not a curated record